Dermacentor andersoni is the source of this 1027-nucleotide messenger RNA. RefSeq names its product very long chain fatty acid elongase AAEL008004-like. Gene Ontology annotation, cellular component: endoplasmic reticulum membrane. Gene Ontology annotation, molecular function: fatty acid elongase activity. NCBI's taxonomy places the organism in Eukaryota, Metazoa, Arthropoda, Arachnida, Ixodida, Ixodidae. Gene Ontology annotation, biological process: very long-chain fatty acid biosynthetic process; fatty acid elongation, saturated fatty acid; sphingolipid biosynthetic process. The record is from RefSeq and is a predicted model, not a curated record.
GCCUGAAAUGACUUCGUCUACGCUGGCCCUCGUUGACGAUGGCAGUGGCGUGUGGCUGCCGACACGCGACCACCGGACCGUAGGUUGGCCGCUGACUGGCAAUCCACUCCCAGUAGUAGUGAUCACGGCUGCGUACUUGUACUUCGUUAAGGUGGCCGGUCCCCGUUGGAUGUCCAGCCGUAAGCCCUUUGAUCUUAAGGCCUUCAUCUUCGUCUACAACCUGUCAGCCGCCCUCUUCAGUGCCUAUUUUGUGUGCCGCUUCGUGAAGCUCGCGUACUGGGACCUUGGCUACACCUUCCUACAGGACCUCGACAUCUCCGACUCUCCGGCGACCCUCGAGAUCGUGCAUUUGUCGUGGUGGUUCUACAUGUUCAAGGUAUGCGAGCUCGCCGACACCGUGUUCUUUGUGCUGCGAAAGAAUAACCACCAGGUCAGCACGCUGCACGUCGUACACCACCUGAUGGUCACCUGGAACAUGUGGCUGAAUUUGACCUACGGCGCCCAGUCGCAUGAAAUGUUCAUCAUGUGCAUGAACACGUUUGUGCACGUGUUCAUGUACACGUACUACUUCCUCGCGGCGCUUGGUCCAGCCUACAGGCACCUGCUCUGGUGGAAGAAGUACAUGACCAUGAUACAGAUCUCGCAGUUCGUCCUCCUGUUGGCGCACGCCGUCGGCAUGGUGUUCGCUAAAGGAAAUUACGUGCGCCUCUUCGCGUGGCUUGAGCUGGCGGAGGCAAUCCUGUUCUUAGUGUGGUUUGUGGUCUUUUACAUUCAAGCUUACUCAAAAAAGAAGCCCUAGAUCUACGCACCGUUCCGUCUGUGAACUAAUGCGUUGUCCUUUUUCUUUUACGUUGUAUGGACAACUGUUAUUUCGAUUACUUUGAAAGUAAAGAGUGUCUGAGACUGUACGCAAGUGUGCGAAGUAUAACUAUAUGUGCUUAUAAGGAAGAGAUUAUUGUUUCUGUACCUAUAGUUGCUUUGUGGUACAAUGCUCUCUAUUGAAAAAAAGAAGAGUUUUGUGUUUUAG